This is a messenger RNA of Adineta ricciae, 900 nucleotides long. Lineage: Eukaryota; Metazoa; Rotifera; Eurotatoria; Adinetida; Adinetidae. The record is from the annotation of a GenBank genome assembly.
AUGCUAUCAUCUUCGAGUGAAGAAAUCCUCUCAGUUUCAUCGAGCUCAUCUUCUCUAUCUCGAAAUCAUAAUGAUGGUUCCGAAUUGGUUUCGACGGAAUGUAUGGAUAAACUGAAAGCCUUACAAAUCGCUUUCAAUGAAUUAGAAAGUCAAUAUUUCAAAUCUGUCUAUGAAUUCGAAUUGAAGUUCUACCAGAACUGUUCUUAUCUAUUUGAAAAACGUGCUGAAAUUAUCAAUGGAAAAUACGAGCCGAAUGAAGAAGAAUGUCGCUUACAAACAGAUUUUAUCGACACAACUGAUCAGGCAUCACCUUCAACAAACGAUAUUCUCGGAAUUCCUAUGUUUUGGUUACAAACACUUAAACAAGCACCCGUCAUUGCUCAGAUGAUUGAAGAAUGGGAUGAACCGCUACUUACAUGUCUAAACGAUAUAAAACUACGAUUACAACUUCAUCCAGUUAUUGGCUUUACACUUGAAUUUCAUUUCAGUGAACAAGCAAAACAAUAUUUUACUAAUGAAACUCUUACGAAGUUUUAUGAACUUCAAAUCGAAUCAGACGAUCAAGUGUUAUUCUAUGAAGGUAUGGGCAUCAUUCGUUCAGAAGGCUGUCGAAUUGAUUGGAUCGAUUCGACAACAAAUGUCACACGAAAUGCAAACACUGGCGAACGGCAAUCGUCAUUUUUCAAUUUCUUCACUUCUCCAUCACUUCAUGAUCAAUGGAAAUUAGCAACUGAUUUUCAAAUUGGUUAUUAUAUUCGUGAACACAUCGUUCCGAAAGCGAUUCUUUAUUAUACAGGUGAAAUAUUCGAUGAAUACGAAUUUAGUGACGAAGAUCUGAAUCAACAAGAAAUAUCAACCAUUGAACAAAUCGGCGAGGGCACACAUGUAACAAACAACUAG